AUGAGUAAUGUCACUCUCGCAUUACAUGAAUCACCUCAAUUGGACGCAUCACCUUCAGCAAUGGCAGGGCACAUGAGCUCGCUACGAAAAGCCUGUGAGGAGAUACGUCAAGCCAACCUGGGUCCGGUCGAGGUUAAGACUGGAUUUGCGAUGGUUUCACUUGUCGGUGAUGGGGCGGGUACUGAUGCUAGUUUUAUAGGAAUGUGCUGUGAUGCCAUUGCUGAGAAUGGAAUAUACAUAGAAAUGACUGCCAUGUUGGCGUCUAGACUAGGGCUAUCUCUUGUGGUGAAGGAUGAGGAGUUGCUAGCAGCUAUGAAGGUGGUCUAUAAGUGUCUGGGGGAUUUGUGA
This is a messenger RNA of Aspergillus tanneri, 348 nucleotides long. RefSeq lists its product as uncharacterized. The transcript has a single exon. Bases 1 to 348 code for a protein of 115 amino acids. The record is from RefSeq and is a predicted model, not a curated record. NCBI's taxonomy places the organism in Eukaryota, Fungi, Ascomycota, Eurotiomycetes, Eurotiales, Aspergillaceae.